This is a messenger RNA of Homarus americanus (American lobster), 1274 nucleotides long. RefSeq names its product ADAMTS-like protein 1. Gene Ontology annotation, molecular function: metalloendopeptidase activity. The annotation marks the transcript as partial. The transcript is spliced from 9 exons. The record is from RefSeq and is a predicted model, not a curated record. Lineage: Eukaryota; Metazoa; Arthropoda; Malacostraca; Decapoda; Nephropidae. Gene Ontology annotation, biological process: extracellular matrix organization. Gene Ontology annotation, cellular component: extracellular matrix.
AUGUCUUGUUUUACCCAGGACGGUAUUGACUUAACGUUUGUGUCGGCACAUGUUGUGUUGGGUCGAGGGUCAGAAUUAGUAGAUGACACGCCACCUCACCACCGCCACCAGACUCAACCAAACCUAAACGACUCUGAGGGAUGGUCGUCAUGGUCGGACUGGUCACUGUGCUCUCGGUCGUGUGACGGAGGCGCUGCUGUACAGACCCGACGAUGCCUUCACUACGCUGGCUGCCGAGGGGACUCCGUCAGGUACCAGUUGUGCAAUGUUGACCCUUGUCCUGCCGGGAGCCGCGACUUCCGGGCGGUGCAGUGUGCGGAGUACGACGGCCUGCCACACGAGGGCACCAUGUACGAGUGGGAGCCAUCAGAAGGUAGUGACCCCUGUGCCCUCACCUGCCGGGCCCGGGGAGGAGGACCCAUCGUAACCCUCAAUCCCAGGGUCCAGGACGGUACCAGGUGUGCUAAGGAGUCUCACGAUCUCUGCAUCAAUGGACGCUGUCAGAAGGUGGGGUGUGACCUACGGCUGGGGUCACAGAAGGUGGUUGACCAGUGUGGGGUGUGUGGUGGUGACGGCUCCUCCUGUAACAAGCCUUCCUACUACUGGGAUAAGAAGCCCAAUGGUCCCUGUUCUGCUACCUGUGGUGGAGGCUACCAGAUGUUGUCGGCAGUGUGUGUGGAGAGGUCUACAGGCAGGCGGGCGGCGGAGGAACUUUGUGACUACACGGCUCGACCCAUCCCCGUUAUCCUGAACUGCAAUGAUGACGCCUGCCCCACCAGCUGGCAGACAGGAGAGUGGGAGUCAUGUUCUGUCUCUUGUGGUUCGGGUUACCAGCUACGAGAGGUGUACUGUGCAGAGCCUCGCAACACUAGUGCUGUACGUGUGGGUGAUCACUACUGCAGUACUCCACGCCCACGUCACCGUCAGCCCUGCAACACACACGACUGUCCACGCUGGUACGACGGCAUCUGGUCGCAGUGCUCAGCGACGUGUGCCGACGGAGUUCAGACGAGGGUUGUCUUGUGUCGGGACGCCCAUGGCCGCUCCUCCCGCUUCUGUGACCACAACUUCCGCCCGUCUGACACACGCCCAUGCCGCACGGGCGUCUCUUGUCCCCUGCCCACCACUCUCGCCCAUCCCAGACACCAGCCCUACACACCGCCAUGGUGGCCCGAGGAACAGGACGUGUUGGGAAGUGAGGAAGGUGGGGCGCCUCUCAUACCCCGCCCCAGAGCCCUCAUUGUGGACCAGCAGCAGGUGCCUUCUGAGCCUAC